UAGAAGAGGGUUAAAUGCUUGUAGUGGAGGAGCUAAUAGACGUUCUCCUACUCCGGAUUGUCCAAGUUUUGAACAUUUGGAAAGGAAGCAAAAAAAGCCAAUAAUGGAAAGGAAAAGAAGGGCAAGAUUAAAUGCUUGUUUUGAAAGAUUAAAAGAAAUAUUACUAACUUCGGACUCGCAGCAAAGUAAAUUAGAAAAAGCGGAUGUUUUGGAAAAAACUGUAAUUUUUGUUGGACAUUUACAACAACAACUUAGAUCAGUACAACAAAAUUUAAAUCAAUUACUUGUUGGGACUGAAAAUGGACAUCAAUUCCAAAAAGGCGUUUCUAUUGCUAUUGCGGCUACUAAUGAAUUGUUGGCUGGAUUACAGGCAAAGAAUUUUUAA
Messenger RNA from Meloidogyne enterolobii, 385 nucleotides. Lineage: Eukaryota; Metazoa; Nematoda; Chromadorea; Rhabditida; Meloidogynidae. The record is from the annotation of a GenBank genome assembly.